AUGCUCAGGAAGUACAGCACGGCCCCAAAACCAUUGUUCGGUGGCUCUACCCCACCUCCCCCAUAUUCCCACUCAUACCAACAGCUCCAAUCGUCGUUGACCAGAAAACCGUUCCUCGAAAUAGCCCUCGUCAUCGGCGUCGGAGCACUCACCUACUUCGCCAUUGACAACUACAAUGAGCGCAUCAAACUCGAGUCAAAGCUCAACAACCACAUAGUCAAGUCCCAGCAGAUGCAGGAAGUCUACCUCAAGCAAAUGAAUGCCCAGCGCAAGAAACGUGAACUCCAGAUCUUGAACGAGCGCAAAAGCACCCUACAACGACAAAUGAAAAUGGCCCUACACAUCGCAAUGCUCAGAAAACAGCUCGCAGACCUCGGUCAGGACCCCGUUUCCAUCUCAACCAUUCAGCAAGAGUACGCAAACUCCGUCAAGAUGGAGAAUAGCAUAAGUAACGUCAGUGGAACUGCCCUUUGGAUCGCAGACAACUCAGAACUCAAGUCCUAUUUGCCCAAUGCAAGAGAGUACGAUGAAGAAAAGGGUUCCAAUUGA
Molecule: messenger RNA, 549 nt
Organism: Kluyveromyces marxianus DMKU3-1042
Lineage: Eukaryota; Fungi; Ascomycota; Saccharomycetes; Saccharomycetales; Saccharomycetaceae
Exons: 1
Coding region: 1-549 (182 amino acids)
Source: RefSeq, a predicted model, not a curated record